AACUUACCCCGCUGCUCCACAGUGUCCAUGGUGACGAAUGCAAACCGGAGCUCAUCGGCGCUCUUUUCAAACCUCUUUACCGCGGAAACAAGUUAACUCCUGACCUGUUCAUCCAUUAAAAAUUCACAACUAACAAAACCUAAAGCCGCAAUGUACAUAUCUAAAGGUAGUUGAUGGAUUUAAAGAAGACAUUCAUUCCGGUAACGAUGAGGGAAGUUGACGUUAGUUAAGCUAACGUUAGCUAGCUAUCAGGAAAUCAGGCUCUUAACAAGCAAGGUAAGUGGACGCUAUCUGUGAGGUUUAAUAAGAGGUAGCUAACUGUCAUUUGAGACCAAAUGCUGCUGAAUUGUCUGCUAAUGUUUAGUUACACCCUUAGCAAACUUAACAAACCCGUGUAAUGCUAUCAUUAGUUCAUUAGCCUGAAAGCUAGCUACAGUACUGUCAUUAUCAGAUAGAGCCGAUUAUGUGUGCAGUCUGCAGAUGUAGCUUACACUUUGACUGGGACCCUCUUUCAAGCGACUCACCAAGUGUCAAACUAUCCUUCUAUUUUGUUUUAUAUCAUUGUAAGUAUUUGAUACACCUGCUGGUAACUUUUUAGUGCCAAAUCACAGCCAUGACCAGCAGCGCAGAGAGAAAGUUCGUCAAUCUGAGAAAGCGUCUGGACCAGCUGGGUUACAGACAGCCACUGGGGAUCGAGUCUCUACCGCUGGUGGAGAAACUGUUCAGGUGAGACCCCGAGUCCGCCUGCUGCACCUGCCUUUCCCCCUCAACUGUGACUCAUCAUAUGUAGUCCAGGAGCAGUAAUAGUUUAUGAUUUUGUUUGUUUUUUAGUUUUAGUCGUAAUUUAGUUGAUUCCCCCCCCCCACUUUUAGACCACAUUAACCAUGGUACUGAUCCAGAACCACUUUAGGGUAGAGUGAGGUAAGAUGAGCCAUUUUUCAUAUUUCGGAUCACUACAUCAAGGCAAUCACACUUUUGUCUCUAACUAGUGUAUCUGCAUAUAUUUCAAGAUGUUGUUCAUCCCUGCAAACCAACAGAAAGAGUGUAAACAUAACUGUCUUGAUAAUAUAGCAUGCAUUCAUCCUUUGGUCAACUUACCCGGUGUAUGGGAUAAGUUGACCAUAGGAGCGGGGUAAGUUGAGCCGUAUCCCUACUAUCCCUCACUCUCCACCCCAGCCCUACCUGACCGUCUCUCUCCCUAAAUAACAGUCACUUCUUCACAUUCUUUUGUAUUUUUAUCUAUCAUACACUAUUCAACUGGUACAAUAAUUCUUGUUAUUACUAUUGCAUAUACCUGCUAAAAAGCUGUUUAGUAAAAAAGUCAUUUUAAAGUGAGAAUGCCUUUAAGUGAUUCAGGAUAUUCACAGCUGUAGUUUUGAAAAUAAAAAGUAACACAUUUCAACAAUGUGAACUGAAACUCUGAUCCUCUCAUCAGACUUCUUUACUUUACUGGAUCAACUUACCCCAGAACUACUAUGAUGACUUUAUUAGUCCUCUAAGCUAAAAUGGUGGACUUUUAUGUGAGUUUUUUGAGCUCAUGUUAUAGCUCAUAGAUACCACAAUUAGUGUAUAAAACAAAUUUAAAAUGAUCUUUUUUGGUCUGAACACAAUUCUAAUAAAACUAAUGGCAGACUAAAUUCACUUUCAAGAGUGAAAAAUGUUUUUUAGAAAUAAAUGUCUAACCCCUUUAUCCAUGUGCUUCUAACCUUCACAGACUCUAUGAAUUGAUUCCCAUCUCCUAAAUAUUUGGUCACAUGAUCAAUUUCUUUUACCAUUUCCAAGCAACAGGGGUGGCUCAACUUACCCCACUUUCCCCUACUGUAUCUAGACUUGUAAGAACUGGACUGAAGGACCCCAGAGAGGCAACAGACUUGGGGGGGGAAAUAGUUUUGGAUUUGGCACGUCCAAUUAUAGGGAUUUUGAAUUAGUGGUUGAUCAGUAUGGGGUUUAACAGUGAUACUGAUGCUGAUAUGUACAAAGCAGGUUAACUGAUGGUGAGAGUGAUACCAAAACUAAAUGGCAUGUGGUCUCAAAAAUGUUAUACAAAGGAAAAAUACCAAGCAAAACUGAGAGUUUGAACCUUAUGGAUCAAACAUGUUAGAUAUAAACAAAGCAAAGCCCUCAUCUUUUCAAAAAUGUAAAUCAAUGUGAAGUGACAUCCGAUUUAGUAUAUAAAUAGUAUGACAAAAGUAUCUUAAAUUUUAGUUUUAACAUUAUUUAUAUUAGGUAUACAAUAAAGUUAGUAAUAAAUUAUGCUGACACACCUUUUUAUACAUAAUUUUCAUUGAAAUGUCAGUAAACUUAAGUUUAUCUUGAACUUUGAUUUGCCAAACCCUGCUGAUAUUCAGAGAUAUCUUUUUAAUACUAAACAUUUUUAAUCCAUUUUAUUCCCUCCUUACUGUGUUGAGAAUCUGUCUUUACUCUGUGUUACAGUGACCUGGUCCACACUACUGAAAGCCUGCGCAAUGCCAAACUGUCAGCGGGUAAAACUGAGAAAGAGAGCAGAAACUUAGACGCUCUUCUGGAGCCGUACAGGGCGGAAAAUGCUCGAGCUGUCAGAGAGAACAACGAACUGCACCUUGAGCUCCUAAAGCUGAGGGAAGAGAAGGACCAAGUCACUAGAGGUACAACCCACAUCACCCUCUUUCUCUGUGGAAAAACCUCAAGUAUUUCCCACAUCCUGGACAUUCAUGCCAGAACAGUCACAUGUCAAACAAAUGACAACAGGAAGAAAUCAGCUGACACCAUGGAAGCUUUUUCUAACAGAGAGAAAAAUAUCUGUAAAUAGAGAUUCUAUUAGGAUGUUUUUUUUUAUCAUUGAUGUAACAAUUCAUGAUGGUUGAGUUGAGUAACUUAAAUACCUCAGAUAUUUUGGUACUACACUGAGGUUCCCUUCUGGUGCCAUGUGUCUCAGGGAAUCAUCCUAAACAAGGACCUAAAAUAUGUUGUACUGUUACGCUUCAUGGACUCUCUCUACUGUCUAGAGGAGGUUAGCUGACUGUCUGAAAGCAUGGAUAGCUAGUGAUACAUACCUGCUCCAUCUCAUGCCAGUCUUUGUUACACUUGUUGCAUGCUGGCGAUGUAAUCCAGAUCUAAAGCUUGUAAAACUGAUCAUUCGUAUAGACCUUCCAUUUGUUUUUCAAGUUUAAACAUGGGUUUAAGUGUCAAGGGACUGGGAGAGAAAACACAUAUUUUUGCAUAAAUUCAAAUUCACACAUUCUUGUUCUUUUUUUAGAGCUUAAGACCCAAAUCCGAAAACUUGACCAUGAGACAUCUGACCUGAAGUUUUUGAAUAAUCAGUAUGUGCACAAAGUUCGCUGCUUGGAGAAAGACAGCAAAGUUAAAGCCGAGCGCAUCCAACAGUUGCAGGAGAAGAACAUGCAGGCUGUGGUGCAGACGCCAGGUAACACUCAGCAAGGUCUCCCCUAAGCUGUCAGAUUUUUUCUUUAGAAACAUUUCACUUCUUCAGAAAGAGAGAUCUGACCUUUCUAAGGAAUCAAAAGUAUUAUUAGAUCAUUUAAUCCCGCUCUCCUCUGACACAAUUCAACAGGUGGGAAGAAGCGCAGCAUCCCUUUCAGACGUCAGAGGAUGCAGAUUGAUGAGCUCGUGCCCUCCUCUUCCUCAUCCUAUCCUGUGUCUCAGCCCGAUGAUCCAUAUGUCGCUGACAUGCUGCAGCUGGCGGAUGAAAGGUUGGUAACAGCCGAUCUGCAGGCUUGUUUUAUGAGUUUCUUGCCGAAACUCCUUAACUGUUUCCGUCUUUAUUUGCAGAAUUCAUGAGCUUCAGGAGGACAUCAUAAAGCUCAAACUAGACCUAGAAAAUGCCCAAGAAUGCAUCAAACACUUAAAUACUCAGGUAAAGUGUGCAUUAACUUGAGGUUGUUCUUUAUUUACUUUGUUGGUAAAUAGAAAUGAAGUAAAUGUUGGUUUACUGUGUUUAAGGUGGAGGAGCGAGACAAAGAGAUCAACCGCCUGAAUCAUGCUCUUCAUGGAGGAAGACCUCAUGAUGUCAUUUCCCUUGAGGCUCAGAACACCAGCAACGAAAAACUGAUCUCUCAUCUUAACUUGCAGGUAAACAAAGCAAUCACAAAGGACAUCAACUAAAGAUUAUAGGUUUAGAUGGUAUGAUUUGGUCUUAGUAUAAUCAUGGUUUUACAAUUAUUAUACACUCACUGACUUCACAAGGUUGCAGAUAUGUAAUACCACUGAGAAAAAAAAAAUUCUACAUUUUUUUGUUGUGAAGUUAACUGCUAUUAGAGUGAAUAUUCACAAUGACUGAUUGGUUUUACUGUAUUCAGGUAACAGGAAGAGAUUUUCUGUAAGAAAAAUAAAAAUACAGGGCCUGGUCUACAAGGAGAUAUGAUGUACGACUUUAUCCACAGGGAGGUGCAAAAAUCACACCAUUCAGAAGUUCCUCGCAGGAGCUGUAAUCUAUUUUACCUAUCAUUUGCCCCAUUCAGGGGAAAGCAGUGCUAAACGGUUAAAACAUGUGGCCCCACACUAUCUUUCCGUCUUUUCACGCUUUGUUGCUCCUGUUUGUUUUACAGAUUGAAUAUCUGCAGGAGGCCAACAGGACUCUAGAGCAGAGAGUAGAGGGGCUUCAGCAGAAGAAGAAGGACGCCUCCUCUGAAGUGGCCAACCUGUCACUGAAAAACCUGGAACUAUGUGAGGAGCUGACGCACAUCGACGACCUCGCCAAGCGGCUGGAGAUGGACAAGGAGCGAGUGAUAGAGACAGCUGACAUGGAACUGCAAGAAGCCAAAGUAAGAACAAGAGACAGCAAGGGCGCAGGCACUUAAAGCAGGGUGGAGACGAAAAAUUAAAUUAUGAUCUGAUCACUCAUCUAUUAUCAAAUCUACACCAGCAGUUUGUUUGUGUCCCAGAGUUUGUCACGGUACAAUUAAGGUUCAAUUCAAGAGCAAACAAACAAUUCCCAUUACAUACAUGUACCUGAAACAGCAAAAAUAUGACUCAGAACUUUUAUUACUUACCCCUUACGUUUGUUAGAGAUAAGCAACAAGUGAUGUGACUUGUUAAAAUGAAAGACAAUUCAUGAGUUUUUCUUUUUUAGAAUUUUUAAGUCACUUGCAAAAGUAGAACAAAAAGAAAGAGGACACUUUUAGAUCAUGUGCUCACAUGAAUCAAAAUCAGGCUCUUUAGUCUGAUAUCACUGGCCUUCUUAGAUGCUUUGUCAACGCGUAACAAUCCUCCAUUCUUAUUUUAGAAAAAAAAGAUGUAUAAAGAGAUCCCCACAGUGUUCUGUAAAGACACAAAUAAAAGAUAUGUUUUCCCUUAAGAUAUAUCCAAAAAAAAUGGGGUCAUGUUGUAUUUAAGUUUUGAUAAUUGGUGGUUAAACGGCGCCAAGGGAUAGAAGAUGGAGAGACACAGCGACAAGAGCAAAAGAACAGAAAAGUAGGAGAAGUUCUUCAAGUACUGACUGAGGCAGAGUAAAGAUGCUUAAAGAUCAUGGUUAUCACUGCAGCAGAGACAUUAAACAACUGUCAAGAAACCACAAAGUAUGUCUAUCAAAAAUGACAGAUGAUAGGAGACCAAUGAGUGGUGCCUGUGUUCCUAGAUUAAACAGCCUCUGAACUUUAUUUGCUAUUAGGUUUGCACCUUUAAAAUUGUAUUUUUACCUCCAUGUCUGUGCGCUGUUUGUCAAUCAUGUGAGAUUUUUUUAGAGGUGUGCUGCAGGCCUGGUCGAAUCACCCUCAUGAGAGAGAUCUAGAUCUCAGUGGUCUCACAAAGGCCAUCUUGAAGUGUGUGAUUAAGUUUCUGAAAACCCACACUAAGGUUUGCUCAUCACCAGACCAGUCACCAGUCAGAUAGCCUCUACUAGCUGAUGUGUUUACUAUUAACGGUUUUUCUAGACUGAUACUGAGAGCGUUUAAUGAAUGCACAUGAUCUUGUUUUGUUCUGUUUAUCAUAGACUCAACUCUUUAAAAGACACUGAGACUUGAUUUUAUUGGUAAGAUGUCAAAAGUAGCUUACCUUAUUGUAUUUGUUGUAUCAGUAUUACCCACUGAAGUAGCUGUCUUCUUAAAAUCAUGAAAGUCCUCUUCAAAAACAACAGAGCCCAUCUAAGAGUGAAAGAAAGAGUGACUGAGGCUUUUUCUGUCAGGACCACCAGUCUGUGGAAGAACUUGCCUGGGGAGAUAUGGCUGCAGAAUCAAUUACAUCUUUUAAAUCACUUCUUCAAAGUAACCCAGCUUUAUGGACUCGUCUUCAUAUCAUGUCGUUCUCUUACUGCCUUUUAUUGCAUUCUUACUCUACUCCUGGUCUUUUGCUUUUAUCAACCUCAUUUCACCUCUCUUCCCCUUUUCCCCUGCAGUGCUCUGAUUUCCUGGCUGUUUAAUGGUUGAUUUUGCUUUUAUUGCACUUGCGUAUUUGAUUGCUUUUAUCUCUUUAUUCUGCAGUUGUUCAUUUAUUUUAAUGCCGUAACCUUGUUAUUGUGUUUUAUAUUGUUUUGAUAGACUUGCAGGCCUCAGUGUAUUUUAUUACUCUUACCUUUUUACUGCUUCUCUCUUUUACUAAAUCUUUCUUCUGCAUCUAUUAAUCCUUGUUUUGAUCUAACCCCACUCAGUUUCACUUUAUGCUGCUCUGUUCUUGUUUAGCUUAGAUUCUUGUGUGUUCUUCUUAUGUUGUUCGGUGGAUAUGUUGUUUGGUUCCUCUGCUGCAGGGUCCUUGUGGUGUUGUUCUGGUUGUGAUUCUGGUUUUGGUUUCUUAUGUUACUCUGUUAAAGUAGUUUUCUGGGUUAUUUCAUGUUUUGGGUUUUUAUGCUUAUGUGUCAAUGCACUUAUGGUAAACCCGUGUCUUUAAAUGUGCCACAUAAAUACAUAAAUUAUCAUUAUAAACAUGAUUAUCUUAGAAUCAGCAGGGUUUCUGCUGGGUCUUACAAAGUCUAGAAUCCAAUAAUUUAAAUUUAAGGCCCUAAAAUGUCUAAACUUCUCUUAAAACCUUAUAAAAUGUCUUAAAUACAAAUUUGAAAGCUCUUAAAAUGUAUAAAGAUUGAUUUGAAGUCAGUUUAAAAUGUUCUGAUUUCCCUUCAUGUCUUUUGUACUUUUUUGCCAGUAUGGAUGUAAAAUGGAUCUUAAAUUGUUUUCAUUAUGGUCUUUAAAAAGUCUGAAAAAGUCUUAAAUUUGACUUGUUGAAACCUGCAGAAACCCUGAAUCAGGGUUGUUGUACAGUUGAGGUCAAACAGUCUAAGUUGAUGUAUCUUACAGAGAACUGUAAGAAUGGAUCCUCUUAUUUGUAUGCAUAGUGUAAUUGGACUGAUCUGUUUUGAUGGUGGAUUUAUGGACUUUGUCAGGCGUCAUAUUGUGUGUCAUUCCAGUGGUUGUGAACCUUUUUCUUGUUUUAAUCUCUUGCCAACAGAAAGAAAUCCUGAGGCAGCAGAAAAUCAUUGAAGACUUGGAGGAUAUAAUCACAAAAACAAGAAGAGUAAGUACAAAAAACGACCUCUUUUUACCUCUCACUGGAAGCAUAUAAUUGAUAAUCUUAUGAAAACAUGAAUCAUUGUGUCCUGUGUUGUAUUAAAACAUAACUUGGUGUAAAAAAAAAAAACUGACUACAGGAGCAGUCUGAGGGCGACUUUGAAAAAGACCGUUUGAGAGACCAGCUGGUGGAGCUCAAAGGGCAGAAUGAGAAAAUGGAGGGACUUGUGAAUUUCCUGGAGGAAGAGAAAAUCCGGCUUCAGGACAAAAUGGAAAAAACAAUGGCAGCAGGUAGGAGGUAGUUUGGUUCUGUUUAAAUCUCUCUUUUUGUAGCAUCAUUAUAUUGUUGACAUGAAUUUAUCACCAACUUUUUAAAGACAAAGACCUGGUUCUGGAGUUAGAAGCCAUGCGAGCAAAAUACGGCGUCUGUGGAAGGGAGCACUCCCCGUCACGUCUGGAUGCAUUUGUCAAGAGUCUGGAGGAGGAGAGGAAUCACUACCGCCAGGAGGCUGAGCGCUACAAGAGAGCCAGAGGAGGUGGAGGCCUGGAUUCAAGUCCCAGUCGUAGUCCAGGCAGAGGCAGAAGUCCACGCUCCAAAGUGCAGAGGGUAAGAUAUGACUGAAGUCAAAAAAGGUGGUUUCUGGUUGUCUUCUUCACAAGUGUGAGUAUCUGACAGUCUUCAAUUUUCAGGGCGGUCCUGCAGAGUCAGAGCUGCUCCAUGUGUUGAAAGAGAGAGAUGAGCUGAAAGCUGCUCUGCUGGACUUUGAGAAGCACGCGGAGAACAUCCAGAGCAAUGUGAAGGCCCUCAGCACAGAGAGAGACCACUUUAAGUCACUUUUCAGACAGGUGAGUUAUCAACUCAGUCCUCCACCAGCUGUAAUCUUUUUUUUUUCUCCACUCUUAACUGAUAUUUUACUCUCUCAGGCUCAAGAUGAGCUAAAGCUGGCCCGUUCCUCAGAUUUUUCUGCUGAUCUCCUGAACCUAAAGGAGGUGAUCAAACAGGCAGAAAUCAAGAUUCAGCAGGUGACGUCAGAAAAAGACUCACUGGUGGAGAGGCUGAAGGUUAGUCUGAGUUUGCUUUUUAGGAUGUGCUGGAUUUCUCAUCACAAUUAUGGUCCAUAACAUAGAUUUAAAUCCUUAGUUACACUUUCAACCUGCAUUAUCAGGUUCAGAAUGUCUUUAUCGUACCACAGGGGAUAACAGAAUGUCAGUAACAGGGCAUUAUCAGAAGUGGUCGACCAGUUUUUCAAUUUUUCAAUUAGAGAGUGGGUUGACCAAUUGCUGAUAUAUAAUGUUGAUGUCAAAGAGCCAAAUCAAAAGGUGUAGAGCGCAACUUAUCCUGUAGAAAACUACGUGCCUUCCUCUGUCUUGCCACGCCUCACACCUCAGUGAAAGUUCCUGUAAAGCGCAACUGAGUCUGAGAGUGACACCUACUGGAUAAGUUGUGUUUUACACUGUUUUUAAUCCUGUUGUGGCUUCUGCAUACCAGUCCUUGAUUGUGAUGCCUGACAGACAUGACAAAUGAAACAUUUACAUACGGAAGAGCCGACCACAGAAUUCAAAGACAAUCACUAGUCACUGUUCUUCCAUUAAUCCAUGUGAUACAUAGCCUGUUAAUCUCCAGCUUCCUGUGGCAUACAAAGCCUUGUCACUAGAGGUGGGAGAAAAAAAAUCAAUACAGCAUAGUAUCACAGUAUUGUGUCUGGUGAUAUAUCGUAUCUUUUCAUUUACCAAGUAUCGAUUUUUCAAAUUAAUUGUUAAUAUGAAUUCAAAUCUAUGAUAAUGGAAAAAUAAAAUCAACUGGCAGAGGUGACAUCGUAGAGCAUGAAAAAGUUAAUACAACAAAUAUAUGUAUGUAAGGUUUGCAUGAUAUGCUCCGUUAAAAUGAAGAACAGAGUAGAAAAGACAAAUGCUGAAUUAGCUUAACAGUUGAAAAAAUUAUAUAAAUUGCACUAUAUUGUAUCGCAAUACUCACUGUAUCGCAAAAUGUUAAAAAUCGCAAUAAUAUCGGCCCAAGUAUCGCGAUAAUAUCGUAUCGUGGAGCCACUAGUGAUUCCCACCCCUACUAGUCACAGACCUCUCAAUGACAUUAGACUUGGUCUGGAAACAUGCUGAGUGCAUGCUUUUGCCCUUUUCUGUCUUAAAGAAUCUCCUUAACUUUUCCAAGAGGCCAGUUGCCUUGUGGGCUUUAGAUUUUCGAAAAUGAGUGGUAUGUUCAAAUGGCUUUAUUCACAUAUCCCAACAGAUUCAUAGGAAACAAAAAAUCUUAUCGCUGUUGAAGAUUGUAGAUGCUGUCACUUAGUGCAGGAAAAAAAAAACAUGAUUAUUUAGAAAGGAUGAUGGUGAUACUGGCCUUGUAAGCGCAGAUGCUGAUGUGUGCCGAUCAUUUCAAAAUGCCAUGACUUGGCCGACUAAUGAAUCAGUCUGUCUUUAAGUCUUUGAUUAACCAUAAAUAAAAUCAGAUUCAAAAAUCAGACAUAGGUUUAAUUGUUCGAAACUGUCAAUAACAACAUAAAAAUUGGUUAAGUAAGUAAAAAAAAAUAGAUCAAAAUCCACGCUUUCAGGAAAUGUACAUUUCAACAGUGGGGAAAAAAAGAGAUAUGGAGGUAUGUAAAUCUUCAGACACUCCGGAUAUUCUGAUAUUGAUUUGAUUUGUUAAUAUUUUUCUCAUUUUGUACAUUGUAAAUAACCUACAGUAAUUAUUUUAAGUGUUGCAUUUCAUCUGAUGGAAAAACGAUCUUUCACAACUUGGAUAACCCGUCAGUCAACUUUUUAAAGAAAAAGCAGCUGAACUUUCAACUAUCGACUGAUCAAAAAAAAGUCACCUGAUAACCUGAAUUAAAGCAAGUUUUCUGUAUUAUUGUGCAUUUUUAUGGUGUGAUGAAUUAAUUUCCAGAUCAGUUGAUUGUUUGUAGUUAUUAUUAAUAAAUUCUAAUUGAAGCGCUACUGAAACCUUAAAAAAAAGUCAGACUGACAUACUUUAACUAAUCUGAUAAAUGUCCCGCAGGUUUCUCAGACUUCAGCUCUCGUAGACAGACACGGGGAGGAGAGGAGGAUUCUGGACCUGGAAAAUGCCAUCAAGAGUGUAAGUCUGGCCAUGGUCAGAGAGCUUUUGCUGAACUGUAAUGUCAAAGCUUUUUAAACUCAAUAGUCUUCAGUGACAUGUUGCGUCUUUUCAUGUUGACAAAUGGAGUAAAUGGGAUUUUUAUGGCUGGUUAACUACCUUUCAGCAGUACCUUAUGCACACAUGGAGGGAUUAGGCAGCUGCAGGUAUUCUUGUAUUUUAACUUACACAUGCCUAAGGAGGGGAAUUCACCAUAAUGGCUCCACAAAGAUGGAAAACAAUGAAGUUUGUUUUGUGGGAUCACAACUAGCUCACACAUGAAAAAGAGAGAAUUCUUUGAGGAUAUCUUUAUUUGAUUUGGCAGGAUACAAAGUGUUUUUUUUCCCCCAUUCCUUCUCUCAGACAUCUGAAAACAUGAAUAAAUAAACCUGUGGAGGCAAAAACACUCUUCAAAAAGUCAGCUGACCAAUGACACCAAGUUUGUUUUUGAAAACCUUUCUGUUCAACCAAAGUUACCAUAGAGUUCAACUUCAUAGGCAGAUGUUUUUUUAUUAUUAUUAUUUAUUUAUCGAUUUAUUUUUUUGAAUGGGUUGGGAGGAGGAAGAGGAGGAGGAGGAGAGGUUUGGGAAGGAGAGGUGGGGUAGGAGAGGGAGGAGAGGUUUGGGAAUGAGCUUUAAAAACAGUUUAACUUUACUUCUUGAGAAGUUGCUAAAAUCAUAUAUUUACUAUUUGUUAUGAGAGAAAAGUGUAAAAGUGAACACAAGCAGAUCAAAAAUACUAAUAUAAUGAACACAAAGAGACUGGUGUCAGUCCAACAGGAGGACAUGAGUCUACGGGGGCCAUGCUUGUAUUUUGAUGAUCAUGAGUGUAUGAAAAUAGAUUCUGUAUCUCUUAAUGCAUUUGAUUGACACCAGAUUGGUAUUACUACUCAUAAACUCUUUCACAUUGGAUCUGUUCCUAUAAAGAUAAAGCUCGGGUCCAGGAUGAGCACCAUUCAAACAACGUAUUUUGAAUUAUCUGGUGUUUAAGCGCUCAUAUCCUCCUGAGACCCAGUAAUUCACUUUUGUGCACUGUAGUGCACAUUGAGUGUUUGCUUGCAUCUCUCACACAAUACAUGCCACUCUGUUAAGUCCUGAUGUUUUAAUAUGAUGUGACAUGUGUGGGGGUGUGGCCUUGGUAACUACUCUUUUCCUUCAUUUCAAAAUGGCUGGUAUCCCCCCUGAUAAAGUAUUUAAACAAAGAGCUGAAUUUCUCUUGUUAAGGACACAUUUAAACCUCCAUGGAUGUCCUCCUAGUUCUUGUUUCAUCUUUGGGUUUGUAAUGCGAUGUCUGUUACCUGCUUUCUGUGUGUUUUGGUGUGCAGUUGGAGCGUGAGAGGUCAGAUCUGCAGUCCCACGUGUGUCUGCUGAAGGAGAACAAGGAGGCCGCAGAGGAGGAACUGAAGGUUCAGUCUGCUGCUCUGAUCCAGAGCUCCGAGGAGGUCACACAGCAGAGGGCAGAGACUAACGCUCUGAGGUAUGAGCUAAAAAGGAUGUCAUUUAAUGUGCUGAAGAUUUCCCUCCAUAUUAAACAUGUAUUAAGUGCAUUUUGGAUCCUGUGAGGUCAAUACACAAUGCAUGGUACAGCUACAAAGUUCAGUAGUUGUCCUAUGAUAUGUUAUCCCUCAGCUGUUUCUCCUGACAUAUAUCCUUUCUGUUGACGAAGUGCGUAUGAUCAGCUGUUUGUCAGUAUGUCUGGAGGCUGAUGGAUUUCUACCUGUGUGUGUCUGUAGGCUGCUCCAGGAGCAGAUGGAGCAGUCACUGUCUGACAACCAACACAGGCUGUCAGUAAAGAUGAACGAGCUUCAUGCUGCUCAUGAGAAGAUCGACACACUGGAGAGGAGAAUAGGUUAAUAUUCACAGGACUGCUGUAUUUGAUGUAGAGUUGUUUUUCAGUAUUUUUUCUCUCUCUAGCUGCAUAUCUGUUUGUUUGAUUUUUGUUUGGUCUGACAGACGAGCUGAGUCAGCUUGGCUCAAGACACAAGGAGGAGGUGUUUGCUCUGCAGAAAUCCAUCUCUGCCCUGGAUAGAGAAAAAGAUGCUCUGCAGGAUGAGGUGGAUCAAAAGACUGAGAGACUGGUUGUGCUCCAGGAGGAGUUAUCGAAGAAGGUAACAGAACUAAAAAAUUAACAUUUGCCACACUUUUCACAUAAAGAAAAGGCACUUUUUAUUAAAUCAAAACUUAUACGCCCAAAAGGAUUUUGAAAAUGGAGUGCAGUAGGUCAGAAGAGUGGUUUGUCCAUGCAGACGUGUUGGUCACUUCCUAGUCUUUACGCACUUCUUGUCCUCAUGCACAGUCACCGUUUUCCACUCUACACAAGAAUUUCUCUUUACGAGAGUUUCAAUGUUAUAAAACUGAAAAUGGUAUUUUAUAUUAAUGGAAAUCAUUUCAGCUUAAUCCUUGUUAAUUUAUGGGUUUAUUUUCUUCAGUUCAGCGGAUAUUCAUGUUAAUUGACUACCUUUUCUCCAUAUUCUUGUAAAAUUAUGACUAUUUUUUAAUUAUGUUUUUACUUGAUUCUUGAACUCUGUUUUUUUCUCUGUAUGAUGUUUCACAGAAGGGCUUUGAGAGAUCAGAAGACCAGGGACAGACCUAUAUAAACACUCUUCUUACUUUAAACCUUUAAUGCUUGUGUUUCUCUGUCAUGGACUAAAUGUCAGAUGAGAUGAUUGACACCAUGCCAAAUGAAAUGGCCUUGUUAUCUAUUGUCUGCAGCAAGUAUUCACAAAGCCAGUGUUAUACCUGUCUGAAAAAGACAGCAGAGUGAUUUUUUUGAUUAGAGAAUCUAAUCUUAUCUAAUCUUUAGUAUGUGCAGAGCAAAAUCACCUAAGAGUAACCCUAAAUGCUGCUGUAUUACUGGAGCUAAUCUCAGUGCAGAUUUUACGACUGUGUUACUUGACAAGGACUGUGGGAUUUUCUCUAACACCUAUGAUCCUGACUGCUGGUAAAGGAUGACUCCAUGCCCAGUGUGAUCAAAAGAAAUGGUUUUAGUAACAAUUUCUUCUUUAACUUAAAGUCAAAGGAGUGUUGUAUUGUGGGUAAAUCAUAAAGAGCUCUAAUGUGGUUUAAUUCACAGGGGAAGACAGUUGAAGACGUAAGACUCACAGUCACAAACAUGGACACUGCUUUAGCGUGAGUACAGUGAUCGGAAACCUGCACACUGGUUUUCAGUAAAUCAAAAAAUGUCAGCAUAAACAAAGCUGGUCGGUUUUGGUUCAUGUGUGAUCUUUCAGCCAGCUGCAGGGGGCGUUAAACAGCCGUGAGAGGGAGAUAGGCAGCCUGAGGAGGCAGCUGGAGGCCAAUCAGGAGGAGCUAAGCGGACUCAGGAGGGACAAAGAAAUCACCAUCAGAGAGAACAGGAGGCUGCAGGACGACCUGGCUACAAUGACCAGAGAGAACCAGGUAAAGUGGGAUACAUCUGAGUGACGUUUUCCUCGUGGUCUGAGCAGAAGCCCAUAAUGUGAUCUCUGUUCAGGCUGUUCAUGUGGAGAUGGAGGAGGCUCUGCAUGAGAGGGAUGAACUGAAGCUGAGGAUCCACUCCUACAUCUCUGAAGUGUCCAGAAUAGAGAAACUGAUGGCCACAAAGGCAAGAGAAAGCUUUUCACUGAGUCAAAGCAGUACCAUCUGUUCUUGGCUGACUCUACGGUGUCAACCUACAGGAGCAGGAGAACAGGGACCUGCUGGAGCGUUUCAGGAUGGCUCACUCUGAGGUGGAGCAGCAGGAACAGAAGAUACAGCAAGCUGAAGGUCUGAAUAACUCCAUCCGGCUGGAGCUGCUCUCUUCAGAUACUGAGCGCAGACACCUCAGGGACACUGUGGGCCAACAGGAGAGAGAAAUCCAGCAGGUGAGACCACAGAAGAGGGGAGCAGCUAAUGCAUGAACAUUCAGGGACAUAGUUGUUAAGAGUGCUUCAGAUGUUAGGCUGUAAAUGUGAGAUUUACUUCAUUUGUCUUUAUCUCAGCGAGUGACGAAUGUUUCUUUGGUCCUAGCACACUCAGGCUCUGCAGGCGUACGAGGCCCAGGUAUCAUCUCUGGUUCGCGGGAUGUCCAAACUGGAGCAGGAGUUACACAAAGUACAAGGGGAGAGGACGUCCCUCCUCUCAGAUCUGGCCUCUGUGAGGGAACUCUGUGUCAAACUAGACUCCAGCAAAGAGCUCACCUCCCGUCAGCUCACCUCCAGGAGCAUGGAUCUGGAGCGGGUGAGGCAUGCGUCAUCUCUUACUUCCACUUAGUAGUUACAUCAGUCAUAGUUCACAUAUGUGGGUGAGCGCAGGCAGUUACCGCUCUCUGGAUAUGUUCUGAAGGUGACCGGAGAGCUCGAGGACGUUCGCUCAGAGGCCGAGCUGCUGAAAAAACAGCUGGCCAGUGAACGACUGACCGUCCGCAACCUGGAGACGCUUCUCUCCUCCAAUCGGCACAAAGAGUUCCAGACGCACCUGACCGCCAGCGAGAGAGAGUCAGAGCUGAAGGUCCUACGAGACAGACUGAGCCUAGCCGACAGCAAAACGUACACCAAAGAUUACAAUAAUCUGGUUUAAUAAAAGACUUUUUCCAUCCUUCAAGUCAAUCAGAAUCAAACCAGCAUGCUUUAUUUAUCCACAUGGGGGGUUUCAGUAAAAAUCUUAAAUCAUGUUUUAUUUUUUAUGUGUGUGUAAAUGUACUCAGUGUGGAGCACAGCAGGGAGGUGUCUCAGCUCCGAGGUAAAGUCUCUCAGCUGCAGACAGAGAUGGACGUCCUGAAAAGACAGCUGACAUCUGAACGCUUUGAACGGUGAGCUCGACAUCUGCCAGUCUUUACACUUAGAGAAACAUGAACUACAGAGCAGAACAGUUUAAAAGAAGGAACAAAAGCUGCAUGGAAACAAGAUUCAUCAUCAUAUUAUUUUCUCCUAAGUCUGGAACACUUUAAGAGUGUGAAGAGUGUGUUAGCAAUCUUUCAUGUAUGUUUGAUAUUUUACACAUUAUCCAAUCUAAUCCCUGAGAUUUAUGAGAUCAGUUCAAAUCAAAUUGAUGGUAAAUUGUUGCUCUGCCUUCAGACUGAACAUUGUUGACCGAGAAGGCAUACACAAAUAUUUUUGCAACAGGAUUAACGGACAUUUUCUGCAUCAAAACUGACUGAACUCAUCAGUGAUGUGAAAACUACAAAAGAGGAGUAGGGCCACAAGAAGAGAAAAAAAUAAUUACAGGAGGGAGAUUUUUUUUUAUUUCCAUUUUGAUUUAUUCACGACAUUUUGUAAUCUUGAAAUUUCGACUUGAAUCUUGUGAUUCCAAUUUUGAAUCCCAACAUUUCGACUUUAAUCUCCUUCCUGUAAUUAUUUUUUUCUCUUUUUGUGGCCCUUAUCCUCUUUUGUAGGAAACAGGGUUACCACAUCAAUGCGGAAAAUGAUAUUUUGUCUCUCCAUCCUCAGUGAGCGGGCGGUUCAAGAGAUGCGCAGACAGGGUCUGUCCUUCUCGUCUCUGCAGAGUUCGUUGCCUCUCAGCAGCUCCAUCAGUCCUCAUCACUCGUCCCCUGAACGCUCCAUCCUCCGGACCCUCAACAGGUCAUCAGACAAAUCAACAGACAGGUAAGACUGGACAGGAGGACUCUGACACCACUUUUUUAGGGCUUUUAGUUUGGUUUAUAUUUCAAAUUUAAGACUCAAGCUUUUUUUUCUACUAAAAAUGUGUCUAAGUUUUUGAAUUUGACCUUUAAAAUAAAGGUUCAGCUUGAUCUUUUUCAAAAACUUCCUCUUUCCUGUGUUAUAAAGUUCAAAUCCUUUUUCUUUCUCUCCUCAGGAGUGUGAGCUUUAAGGAUUAAAAUGGAGAAACUCAAAUGAAGGUGUUGAUCAGUUCAGUGAGUCAGAAACAUCCAGAAGCCUUUUCUACUUUUCACAAGUCUGGACAUGAACAGUGACGACGUCUUCACACUUCAGUGUUAAUAAACCUUUUGUCUGACUCUGAGCCACUCAACACAUCAGGAUGAAAUCUUGCCCGGAGCUUCACUAAAGCUUGAGUCAUGAAAACAUGUCAGCAGUCAUGUUUUCAGACUUCUUAUUAGUUAGGUCCACACUCUUUCAAUAUGUUACACAGCUACUGAUAAAAUAGGGGUCAGACAAAGCACUCCUGAUAUGAAUGUGGUUCUCAGCACUAACAGUAACCUCAAAAAUGUAGCAAAUGAAGUAUUCAUCCAGUCCUGUGGUUACAUCAAUUUUGAUGCUUUUUAUUCAUGUUUUGAAUAAUGUUUAAGUUAUUAAAUUAUUCACAAAAUAAAGCCAAAAAAUGGAAA
Xyrichtys novacula (pearly razorfish) is the source of this 16794-nucleotide messenger RNA. The record is from the annotation of a GenBank genome assembly. Lineage: Eukaryota; Metazoa; Chordata; Actinopteri; Labriformes; Labridae.